AUGGCGAACACUAUUUAUCAAUCACCGACAAAGGCCCUAGUACACAAUAUGCUGCCAUCCAUUCUAAGGACGCACCAGCAGAUUGACAUUCACGAUAUUAGUGACGAUUGGAGUGGAACUACAGAUCCUGCGAAGCGGAGGAAACUUCAGAAUCGCCUGCAUCAAAGGGCGUGGAGAAGGCGGCAAACCAUGAAAAGAAAUCUGGCUGCGUGCAACGGCGCCUCGGGUGAGGGAUUGAAGGUCUUAGUAAAACCGAAGCUACAGGCUGAAGUCAGGCACGCGGAGACUGCGGAGCAGCCGUUGAACCUAUGGAUGUGUUUCAACGGCACGGGCGAGACUCACCAGUCUUUGACUCGCUUCUCAGAAUAUGCUUAUUCGCAAUAUCUGGAAGGAUCACCACGAACAGAUCUGCUGUUGACACUGAUUAAAUUCAACAUCUUUCGAGCAUUGAUGACCAAUGAUCAAACCCUUGGUCUUGAUAAACAGUGGCUUCAGUGUGUAGCGAUCUCACCAUUUUAUCAAUCUCAAGGGACAUCCAGAGCACCCAUGCAGACUUGUCCUGUCAAUCUCAAGCCAACGAGCUUGCAGCGCACCGUGGAGCAUCAUCCAUGGAUUGACCUAAUGCCUGAUCCAGUCAUGCGAGACAACAUUCUCCUCCUUGGAGACAACUACGAUGACGAGCCACUGUGUCAUGAUAUCGUGGAUAACCGCCAUGGAAAACAAUCAGAGAGCCUUAUCGUCUGGGGUGACCCAUCCAGAUUAGAAAGCUGGGAAAUUGGAGAAGACUUCUACAAGAAGUGGUCUUCAAUUUUGCAAGGCUGCCAUGGCCUUUUCAAGGCAACAAACAACUGGAGAGCUAAACGCGGCGAGCCAAAGCUCUUUGUAUCUUUUCCUUGA
Messenger RNA from Exophiala bonariae, 897 nucleotides. RefSeq lists its product as uncharacterized. Bases 1 to 897 code for a protein of 298 amino acids. The record is from RefSeq and is a predicted model, not a curated record. The transcript is spliced from 2 exons. Lineage: Eukaryota; Fungi; Ascomycota; Eurotiomycetes; Chaetothyriales; Herpotrichiellaceae.